Messenger RNA from Exophiala bonariae, 1131 nucleotides. RefSeq lists its product as uncharacterized. NCBI's taxonomy places the organism in Eukaryota, Fungi, Ascomycota, Eurotiomycetes, Chaetothyriales, Herpotrichiellaceae. Gene Ontology annotation, cellular component: eukaryotic translation initiation factor 2 complex. The record is from RefSeq and is a predicted model, not a curated record. Bases 1 to 1131 code for a protein of 376 amino acids. The transcript has a single exon. Gene Ontology annotation, molecular function: translation initiation factor activity; mRNA binding; translation initiation factor binding. Gene Ontology annotation, biological process: formation of translation preinitiation complex; formation of cytoplasmic translation initiation complex; translational initiation.
AUGGCUGAAGUGGUGAGUAACGUCACGCACACCCCACCCGCACACCAACCACUUGCCUCACCCAAAGGAAACAAAGUGAAACCGCAUGCACCUCGCCCCACUGGGCACAACAAGGAGGACAAGAUUCCUUCUACCCUUUCUAAAUCUGACAUCCAAACUGACUCAUCUUCAUCUCCCCAGGAACAACCUCCACACGAACGUAGACCUCGCAAAUCCGUGGCAUUCAGUGGAGACGACACAAUCAUGGAUGAAAACGGUGCCAUCAGUGAGGCACCUCCUCUAGAGCACAAGACCACCGCCGAGAAACACUCUACGCCGCCCGAUGGAGACAAAGCCGUGGAGGAAGUCACCGACAUGUUUGCCGGGCUAAACAAGAAAAAGAAGAAGUCCUCAAAACCCAAGGCCGAUGACGCUGAUGGCGAUGCCCCUGCCGUCAACGCCGACGGCGAUUUCGACGGAUUGGCACUGAAGAAAAAAAAGAAGAAGUCAACCAAACCCAAAGCCGACGGUGCCGAUUUCGCCGCCAAACUUGCCUCUGCAGGUCUCGAGACUGGCGAAGGUGAAGACGGAGCCGACGAUCAAGCCGCACAACAAGGGCAAGAAGGAGAUAUGACAUCCGGUACAGGCAUCUGGGCACACAACGACGGACGACCGAUCGGCUAUGAACUCCUCCUAAAGCGCUUCUUCCAACUCGUCAACGAACACAACCCUGACAUCCUAUCCAGCGGCUCCAAAUCCUACAAGAUCCCGCCUCCCCAAUGUCUACGUGAAGGCAACAAAAAGACCAUCUUCGCAAACAUCGCCGAGAUCUGCAAACGCAUGAACCGCUCCGACGAACACGUCACACAGUUCCUGUUCGCCGAAUUGGGUACAUCGGGCUCUGUUGACGGCUCGAAACGCCUCGUCAUCAAAGGUCGUUUCCAACAAAAACAGAUUGAAAACGUGCUCAGACGAUAUAUCGUCGAGUACGUCACCUGCAAGACUUGCCGUAGUGGGAACACCGAGUUGAGCAAGGGCGAAAAUCGUCUGUACUUCGUCACUUGCAAUUCCUGCGGCUCUAGACGAUCCGUCACGGCUAUCAAGUCCGGUUUCACCGCACAAGUCGGAAAGAGAAAGAGACUUCUCGGUUAG